AUGGCAGAAACAGUUACAAUCAAAUUCCCAACAGGGGAAAGUUAUAAACAACCAACUGGUAUCUUUAUCAACAAUAAAUUUCAACCAGCUCGUUCUGGUGAUACUUCAGAAGUUGUGAAUCCUGCUACUGAAGAAGUCAUUACAAAAGUUGCCAAAGGUAAUAAAGAUGAUGUGAAUGAAGCUGUUGAUGCUGCCGAAAAAGCAUUUGAAACUUGGUCUCAAACCGCUCCUUAUGAAAGAUCUUUAAAAUUGUUAAAAUUGGCUGAUUUAAUUGAACAAAAUGCUGAUACUAUUGCUAAAAUUGAGACACUAAAUAAUGGUAAAGCUCUAAUCUGGGCUAAAUCAGAUGUCCAACUAUUAAUCAGAUGUUUUAGAUCAACAGCUGGUGCUUAUGAUAAAAUUGAAGGUCGUACCAUUGACACUCAAGAUGGUUAUUUCACCUAUACGAAAAAAGAACCAUUAGGUGUUUGUGGUCAAAUCAUUCCAUGGAAUUUCCCAAUCUUGAUGUGGGCUUGGAAAAUUGGUCCAGCUGUUAUUACUGGUAAUACAGUUGUUUUGAAACCUGCAAGUGCAACUCCUCUAAGCGCUUUGUUUUGCUCACAAUUGAUUGCUGAUGCAGGAUUCCCUCCAGGUGUCAUUAAUACUUUGAUUGGUUCUGGUAGAGAUGCUGGUGAUACCAUGUUGAGACAUCCAAAGAUUAGAAAGACUGCAUUCACUGGUUCUACAGCUAUUGGUCGUGAAAUUUUAAUUUCCUCUGGUGAAUCAAACUUGAAAAAAAUUAGUGUUGAAUUGGGUGGUAAAUCUCCAAACAUUGUCUUCAAUGACGUGGAGGAUCGUAUUGAUGAAGUUGUUGAUGCUUUAAUUAUGGGUAUCUUUUAUAACAAUGGUGAAGUUUGUUGUGCAGGUUCAAGAAUUUAUAUCCAAAGUGGUAUUUAUGAUAAAGUUGUGAAAAAAUUGAAGGAAAAGACUGAAGCUAUUAAAGUUGGUGAUCCUUUUGAAGAAGGUGUUUUCCAUGGUGCUCAAGCUUUAAAAUCACAAUUUGAUACUGUUUUAGAAUACAUUGAAAAAGGUAAAAAAGAAGGUGCAAAACUUCUAACUGGUGGUGAAAGAGUUGGUAAUAAAGGUUUCUUCAUUCAACCAACAAUCUUUGAAACUUCAAGUGAAGACUACUCAAUUGUCAAGGAAGAAAUCUUUGGUCCUGUUGCAACUAUUGGUAAAUUUACAACCGCUGACGAAGCUAUCAAAAAAGCCAACGAUUCUGAAUAUGGUUUAGCCUCUGGUGUCCAUACUAAUGAUUUACAUGUUGCUUUGGAAGUUUCUAAUCGUUUACAGGCUGGUACAGUUUGGGUUAACACUUACAAUGACUUACAAGAAUCAACUCCAUUUGGUGGUUACAAACAAAGUGGGUUUGGUAGAGAAAUGGGUAUUGAAGUUUUUGAUAACUAUACUCAAGUCAAAGCUGUUCGUAUGAAAUACCAUCACAAGACUGCUUUGUCUGAAGGUAAAAAAUAA
Hansenula anomala is the source of this 1512-nucleotide messenger RNA. RefSeq names its product aldehyde dehydrogenase family protein. Bases 1 to 1512 code for a protein of 503 amino acids. NCBI's taxonomy places the organism in Eukaryota, Fungi, Ascomycota, Saccharomycetes, Phaffomycetales, Wickerhamomycetaceae. Gene Ontology annotation, molecular function: aldehyde dehydrogenase (NAD+) activity. The transcript has a single exon. The record is from RefSeq and is a predicted model, not a curated record.